CCCUGCCGGCAGCGGGCCGCGGCGCAGCCUGCAAACCCCGGUGGCGAGUGGGGAUGGCGGCGACGGCGGCGACGGCGGGCAGGCUACUUCGGCUCCGCGCGGCCGGGGCCGAGGGACACUGGCGUCGGCUGCGUGGCGCGGGGCUGCCGCGGGGCUUCCUGCAGCCCGCCUCGGCCGACGGGGAUGCGGCCCAGAGGCGGCAGGUGGCUCACUUCACUUUCCAGCCUGACCCGGAGCCCCUGGAGUACGGGCAAACUCAGAAAAUGAAUCUCUUCCAGGCAGUAACAAGUGCCUUAGACAACUCAUUGGCCAAAGAUCCUACUGCAGUAAUAUUUGGUGAAGAUGUUGCCUUUGGUGGAGUCUUUAGAUGUACUGUUGGCUUGCGAGACAAGUAUGGAUUAAUUAAUCAGACUGUCCAGAGUGAUGCAGGUCCAAGGAUGGCCUUGGCCAACCUGUGGGAUGUCUGGAGUCGUAAUGACCCUUUUGAGUUGUCCGUAGAGAUGUGGAUUCCACAGGUGGCAGCUGGAAUCUGUGUUCAUCUUCUACCAGUGAAUUGUUCUUGGUCUAAUGGAAGUGUAGAUCUUCAGCAGUUAUCAAGCUACUUGCAGUCAGAUAGGAAACUGAUGAGGGAUGUAGGUCACAAUUUCAGAAGACAGUCCCAGACCAUGAUGACAAACUGCAGGAUGUGUCUAGUUGGCAUUUCCCAGCACUCACCCCAUUUGCGGUUCAUGGUCAAAGGAAUGAUUGAGCUGAAAGUGACUUCUGUGCAACAGGAAGAACUGGUGGUUAUACCCAGAAGCCCUUUCCAGGCCAAGGGACUUCUUUUGUCAUGCAUAGAGGAUAAAAAUCCUUGUAUAUUUUUUGAACCUAAAAUACUUUACAGGGCAGCAGUGGAACAGGUUCCCACAGAACCAUACAACAUCCCCCUGUCCCAGGCCGAAGUCAUCCAAGAAGGGAGUGAUGUCACUCUAGUUGCCUGGGGCACUCAGGUUCAUGUGAUCCGAGAGGUGGCUUCCAUGGCUCAAGAGAAGCUUGGAGUGUCUUGUGAGGUCAUUGAUCUGAGGACUAUAAUACCUUGGGAUGUGGAUACAGUUUGCAAGUCUGUGAUCAAAACAGGGCGACUGCUAGUUAGUCACGAGGCUCCCUUGACGGGCGGCUUUGCCUCUGAGAUCAGCUCGACGGUUCAGGAAGAAUGUUUCCUGAACCUGGAGGCUCCUAUAUCAAGGGUAUGUGGAUACGACACGCCGUUCCCUCACAUUUUUGAGCCGUUCUACAUCCCAGACAAAUGGAAGUGCUAUGACGCCCUUCGGAAAAUGAUCAACUAUUGAUUACAG
Messenger RNA from Balaenoptera acutorostrata (minke whale), 1334 nucleotides. It is a transcript of the gene BCKDHB, whose product is annotated as branched chain keto acid dehydrogenase E1 subunit beta. Gene Ontology annotation, molecular function: catalytic activity. The coding region runs from base 54 to 1328 and encodes 424 amino acids. The record is from RefSeq and is a predicted model, not a curated record. The transcript is spliced from 10 exons. NCBI's taxonomy places the organism in Eukaryota, Metazoa, Chordata, Mammalia, Artiodactyla, Balaenopteridae. Gene Ontology annotation, biological process: branched-chain amino acid catabolic process; response to nutrient.